GAACCACACAAAUCUUCAAGCUUGUCCAUCCUCUAUUUUGGUUUUAUACAUUCUUGUUUCCUUUGUAUUAUAAGGAAUUUGAAUUGCAUUUGCUUCCUCAAUUUGGAAAGAGAUUUUUAAUUUUAGGAAGGGAAGAAAUCAAAUAAUGACGAUGGGAGAUAACAACCAUCACCAAGUGUUUGAUGUAUCCGCCAAUGGCUACGGUGAAUCCAAGUGUUUUGAUGAUGAUGGUCGUCUUAAAAGAAGUGGUAGUGUUUGGACUGCAAGUGCUCAUAUAAUUACAGCAGUUAUUGGUUCUGGAGUUUUGUCAUUAGCUUGGGCCACUGCUCAGCUUGGUUGGAUUGCUGGUCCAACUGUUUUGCUUCUCUUCUCCUUUGUUACUUACUACACUUCUGCUUUACUCGCUGAUUGUUACCGCUCUGGAGAUCAAGUUUCCGGCAAAAGAAACUAUACUUAUAUGGAUGCUGUCCGAGCCAAUCUUGGUGGGCUUCAGGUGAAGAUUUGUGGGGUAAUUCAGUAUGUGAAUCUUUUUGGAGUUGCAGUUGGCUAUACUAUUGCAUCUUCUAUUAGCAUGAUGGCUGUGAAAAGGUCUGAUUGUUUCCAUAAGCAUGGACACAGAGCAGCUUGCAAUGUUUCAAGCACUCCAUACAUGAUUAUGUUUGGAGUAAUGGAAAUCCUCUUCUCACAAAUCCCAGAUUUUGAUCAGAUUUGGUGGCUUUCUAUUGUGGCUGCUGUUAUGUCUUUCACAUACUCUACCAUUGGUCUUGGUUUAGGAGUUGCCCAAGUUGCAGAAAGAGGAAAAAUCCAAGGAAGUCUCACUGGGAUUAGUAUUGGAACUGAAGUAACUGAAAUGCAGAAGAUUUGGAGAAGUUUUCAAGCUCUUGGAGCUAUUGCCUUUGCUUAUUCUUACUCCCUCAUCCUUAUUGAGAUUCAGGAUACACUGAAAGCACCACCAUCAGAAGCCAAGACAAUGAAAAAGGCAACACUACUUAGUGUGGCAGUAACAACAGUAUUCUACAUGCUUUGUGGCUGCUUUGGAUAUGCAGCAUUUGGAGAUCAAUCCCCUGGAAAUCUACUAACCGGAUUUGGAUUCUACAACCCUUAUUGGCUUCUGGAUAUCGCGAACGUAGCCAUUGUUGUCCAUCUAGUUGGUGCAUACCAAGUUUACUGUCAACCCCUUUUCGCCUUUGUUGAAAAAACAGCAUUUGAAUGGUACCCUAGCAACAAAUUCAUCACGAAAGAGCUCGAUGUCCCAAUCCCUGGCUUUAAGCCUUUCAAGCUCAACCUUUUCCGUUUAGUUUGGAGGACGAUUUUCGUGAUCAUUACAACAGUUAUUUCUAUGUUGAUGCCAUUCUUUAAUGAUGUUGUUGGAAUUCUUGGAGCUUUUGGAUUUUGGCCACUUACAGUUUAUUUCCCAGUGGAAAUGUACAUUGUGCAAAAGAAAAUUCCGAAAUGGAGUGCAAGGUGGAUUAGUCUUCAAAUACUUAGUGCUGCUUGCCUUGUUAUAUCAAUUGCUGCAGCUGCUGGUUCUUUUGCUGGAGUUAUUUCUGAUCUAAAAGUUUACAGGCCAUUUAACACACCUAAUUAAACAUUUGGGACUCACCAAUUAUUGUUAUUAAACAAGGCCUGAAGAGGUUCUGACCAGCAACAAGUUGUUAUUGUGUAGGUUUUUUUUAGUUCAAUGACAAGAAGAAAAAAAGGCAGGUCCUUUUUAUGUAUUUAUGUACAACUCUUAUUUCACUGCAAAGAUGAAAUAGGAAAUUGAAUUCUGUGCAUUUCAACUUUUCUCUUGAAA
This is a messenger RNA of Nicotiana attenuata, 1795 nucleotides long. RefSeq names its product amino acid permease 3-like. The record is from RefSeq and is a predicted model, not a curated record. The transcript is spliced from 6 exons. Gene Ontology annotation, cellular component: plasma membrane. Bases 146 to 1588 code for a protein of 480 amino acids. NCBI's taxonomy places the organism in Eukaryota, Viridiplantae, Streptophyta, Magnoliopsida, Solanales, Solanaceae.